Messenger RNA from Chara braunii, 959 nucleotides. The record is from the annotation of a GenBank genome assembly. Lineage: Eukaryota; Viridiplantae; Streptophyta; Charophyceae; Charales; Characeae.
GCGGGGAAGAGGAAGGAGAGAGAGGAGGGGGACAGACCGACGGCAGCAGCCGCAGCACAGAAGAGGAUGAGACAAAACAUGAUCACGGAGUCAUUCACUUCAAAGUGGCAGAUGGAGUUCAAGAAGAAGUGGCUGCGGUUUGUGUACAGUCAGCGCCUGGCAUUCAACGUCUUCCGGAGCGAGCCAUGGUUGGACGUCGUCCGACACUUCAGGGACUUGCCGGGGCCAGUGAAGGUGUUGUGGCCUUCAGAGAAUGAGAUCGUGGACAUAGAGACCAUUGUCCACACGGCGGACGAUGUGGGAGCUGAUCUCGCGGAGGUCAGGGCUCCUUUUUAUGUCACGGGGGCCACCAUCAUGUCAUACGGAAGGAAGUCAUGCGAUGCUAGACCCAUUGUGAACUUCCUUGCCGGCGGGUCGCGUGGGGUGAUGCUCGUCCGGACGAUGAACAGGGAGGGUGAGCGGGAUCGGACGCCUGAUGUGUUGGCGCGCUGGAUCAAGGUGUUCGAUGACUUCUCCCCUAAGUGGGUGAACGCCAUCUGCACCGACUCCGCCUCGGCGUACGUCGCCGCGGCGAACAUGCUCCAGGGGCCCCAGCAGAGGCCGGAGCAUCGACGGAUCACGUGGCUCCCAUGCGCAGUGCAUGUCUGCAACAAGAUGUUGUCAGACAUUGGCUAUUCGGGCCCGUGGUCCAAGGACAUCAUCGUGAGGGGGAGAGCGGUGGUGCGCUUCAUUAAGGAGCACGGCGCCGCUCUCCAUAUCUUCCUGGGGGAAAGCACUCAGAUGGGCCUCAUCUAUCCUUGCGAGACACGUUUCGCAUCCGUGUUCGUGAUGGUGGAGCGUUUGCUGGCAGUGAGGUCAACUUUGGAGAGGACGGUGGAUGGCGAUACUUAGGGUAUGGUCCCUUGGGACCAUUCCGUUCAUCAGUUGGCUAGGUGGGUUAGGUGGCAGGUGCGACAUGG